UUUCCCUUCAUUCGUCUUAAGCGACGAGCCGUGGUUCAGAAGAAAUGGCAACAUCCAAGACUGGCCCAGUACUCUUCGAAGUACCAAUCGACACAGGCGACAAAGAAACAAGUGGAAAGAUAGUCUGCACACAACCUGCUUCCAAAGUCUACCUCUUGACAUUUUCAAGUGGCCAAGAUAAUCGUCUCAGAAGUGCCUUCUGCAACUCCCUCGUCCUCGCCCUCGACAUAAUCGAACACCGCCAUCCCCCCGGCGUAGUCAUCACAACCUCCGCAAGCCCCAAAUUCUACUCCAAUGGCAUGGACAUUGAACACGCCGCCACCACACCGGGAUACUUCGAAACCACGCUCUACCCCAUGUGGCGUCGCGUUUUGACAUUUCCUAUGCCUACUGUAGCUCUCAUCCCCGGGCACGCUUUCGCAGGAGGUUUCAUCCUCGCGUUAAUGCACGAUUAUCGAAUUAUGAAUCCCGCGAAAGGCUGGCUCUGCAUGAAUGAAAUUCAAUUAGGUGGUGCGUUGAGAGGACAAAUGAUGAGUGUUUUCCGAACGAAAGUUCUCGAUGCUGUUGUGCAGAGGAAGAUUAUUUUGGAGGCGCAUCGGUUUACGGCGCAAGAGGCGUUGCAGGAGAGGUUGGUGGAUCGGUUGGGUGGGUUUGAGGAGGCGAUGGGGUUGGUGGGGGAGGUGGGACUUGUGAAGAAUGCGCAGAAGGGGGCGACGGGGUUGAGUGUUUAUGCGGAGUUGAAGAGGGAGUUGUGGAGGGAUGUGGUGGAGGAUUUGGGGGAUUGGAGGAGGGAUGGGGUGGGGAGUGGGGCUAUGGGGAGGGAGAUUGAGAGGGAGAAGGAGGAGGGGAGGAGGAGGGUGGAGGUUUGGGAGAGGGGGAGUGGGAAGGCGAGGUUGUAG
Messenger RNA from Cercospora beticola, 899 nucleotides. RefSeq lists its product as uncharacterized. Gene Ontology annotation, biological process: fatty acid beta-oxidation. Lineage: Eukaryota; Fungi; Ascomycota; Dothideomycetes; Mycosphaerellales; Mycosphaerellaceae. Gene Ontology annotation, cellular component: peroxisome. Gene Ontology annotation, molecular function: delta(3)-delta(2)-enoyl-CoA isomerase activity. The record is from RefSeq and is a predicted model, not a curated record.